UGUCCAGGCCACCCCCUCUCCUCCUCCUCUCCAACACGCUCCCUCCUUCUUCAUGCGGUGGCUCCAUCAUCCAGCUGGCGGAUGGGAGCUGAAGCGAGUGGAAGACCUGAAGACGGAGGACUUUAUCCGAGUGCUGAGAUCAGCAGUGAGCUGAAGAUUGUACUCCAGCACUGUGGAACGCAUCGACACAGGCCAGACACCCAGCGCUGUCAUCAUACAGUUCGCUGUCGGGGAACACAAAGACAGGUGUGCGUGGAGGUGCUGUUGGAGUACCCUUCUUUGUGUUCGGCCAGGGCUGGUCGUUCCUGCUGCCCUGACCGGACCACUCAGCUGUUGGAGCUGAGCUGUGCCAAGCUGUGUGUUGGACGUGUGUGUCUCCCAUGACCCUCAGGAGCCUGAGGGGUGGCGACGGCUCUUGUGUCUGGGAGGACCACAGCAGCCAGGGUCACGAGGUCAA
Salvelinus sp. IW2-2015 is the source of this 457-nucleotide messenger RNA. NCBI's taxonomy places the organism in Eukaryota, Metazoa, Chordata, Actinopteri, Salmoniformes, Salmonidae. The record is from RefSeq and is a predicted model, not a curated record.